Messenger RNA from Salmo salar (Atlantic salmon), 611 nucleotides. It is a transcript of the gene rs29, whose product is annotated as 40S ribosomal protein S29. Gene Ontology annotation, molecular function: zinc ion binding; structural constituent of ribosome. The record is from RefSeq and is marked provisional. Gene Ontology annotation, biological process: cytoplasmic translation. Gene Ontology annotation, cellular component: ribosome; cytosolic small ribosomal subunit. NCBI's taxonomy places the organism in Eukaryota, Metazoa, Chordata, Actinopteri, Salmoniformes, Salmonidae.
AUUGCCGGUUUAUCCACCGCUACAACUUCGCGGCCUAAAUAGUUAGUUUCUAACGUUAGUAGGUAGUGCAGGAGUUCGUUAAAUUGGCUUGAAGGUAACAUUGGCUAUGUGAAACUGAUGUCGGCUAACCAGCUAUCUUGGUAAAUUUGAAUGCGCUUGAACUUGCUGGACAUUUUAUUAAAUCAUGUUCGCCGUGUUUCUCUAAUACGCACAUUUGUUUUUCAGCCGGGUAUGCUCGAACAGACACGGUCUGAUCCGUAAAUACGGGCUCAACAUGUGCCGCCAGUGCUUCAGGCAGUACGCGAAUGACAUCGGCUUUGUCAAGGCAAGUAUUUGUUUGUACUAUACUCUUGCUUUUAGUUGACAUUACCGAUGGUGUAUGCUAAUAUAAGGGGUGAAAAGAAGGUAACGCAUUCUUCAUCUGGACGAUGUACUAUACAGGGGAUAGGCUACAAUGUUCAUGUUUUCCACAAUUACAAUUCCUUGUAAUCCAUUCUAACCCUGAUGCUUUAUGUACACAGCUGGACUAACUGCAUUGGAUGCUGAAGGUUCCCCACUGGAUGCGAAACCAACAUGGGAUGUUGCAUUAUUGCAAAUAAAUGUUUUAGUCC